AUGAUUCUCACGAAACAAUACCGCUGCAUCCACUCGGCCAGUUGUCUCUGCACAAAAGGGCAUCUUAAUGAAGAAGUCAUUUUCCUAGUUUUUCAUCACUUAAAUUGGAACCCUAUGUUGAUUGCGACACUUUCUUGCGCAUGCAAAUGGUUUGAUGAUCUUGCUAAGCGAGUUCUGUGGAAGGAAUUUUGUAGGACACGAGCUCCUAAGAUGAUGCUUGAUUUGCAAUCUAGUGGCAGUCACAGUAUUGAUGGGAACUGGAGGGCACUCGGGAAACUGCUAAUACACUGUUCUGGAUGUAGGAAGGGUGGCUUGUUCAAUAACAUUGACAUUCCUGGCCACUUUGUCCAUAGGACACGAUUCUCAAGGACAUCAGGGAAAAGCUUUCUAUUACCACAAUGCAGAACAGAUGUUUUGUAUGUGUCUGAUCCUUGCGAACAUCUUGAUCAAGGGGAUGAAGGGGAUGUUGGAUUCUUUCGUGGAAUAUUUAAAUGCUUUGCAAUGUCAAAGGUAAGGAAAGUACUGAUUAACAGAGGCGCUCCACUUCAUCCUACAGAGGUGCUUAUGAAGACUGCAUUGAUUAUUAUGUCUGCCUUAAUGGACAUGUGCUUGGUACUUGCAUCCUCUUGCCCUUGUCUGAUACUGAAGCAUCUGAGGAGUGACAUUUUGGUGAAAUUCAGUCGUGCAAUAUCAAGCAUAUCGAUGCGCCUCUCUCAUAGAAAUUUGGUGGAUGAGAAGUAG
Messenger RNA from Fraxinus pennsylvanica, 741 nucleotides. The record is from the annotation of a GenBank genome assembly. Lineage: Eukaryota; Viridiplantae; Streptophyta; Magnoliopsida; Lamiales; Oleaceae.